ACCAUCUCUGAAAUCAAACUCAGAAUCCAUGGCGACCAAAACCCUAAUCCGAACCGGAGCAUCUCUGCUAAACCGCUUGGUCUCCAAAUCGCUGUUGCUUCACCAACCCAAUACCACCCACAACCCCCACGUGUUCCCAUCUCUCUCCAAAAUCCAGACUUCCCUCCAUCUACCCCCUCAAAACGACGCCUUUUCUCUCUCGAAACUCUCUUCCCAAGCUUUCGUCCACCCCUCUGGCCUCCCCUCUCUCGAAUUCUUCUUGCCGGAAGGGGAUUCAUCAAGCGAGCCAAUGCUCUUAUUCCCCAAAAGGACAUUCCAGCCUAGCACCAUCAAGCGUAAGAGGAGUCAUGGAUUCUUUGCUCGCAAGGCAACCAAGGGUGGACGGAAAGUCAUUGCUCGAAGAAUAGCCAAGGGUCGUUCAAGAAUUACUGCUUAGUAUCUCCAUUUCUGCCAAAAUUGAUAACCUGCCUUAGAUUAUGGUACACUAAAGCUAAUCAAAGAUGCUUUUGCUCUGUCAUGUUCAACCUAUCACUGGCUCGAAUGAAUUGUGACUGCACUCCCAUGACUGUUGUUUUGGUCCCUUCAUUUGUUCACUUGAAAGAUUGUGCUUUUCUAUACAUAUUCUUGCAAGCAUAUGCCGUUACUUGGAUUGUUAUGCAAAUGUCUGUAGUUUUAAUAAUCAUAAAAUGUAGCUGCAUCCAUUAUUUGUUUAAAUCCAAGAGCAAUGAAACGUUUUAAUCUUGAUCUGAUGAUCCAAAUCAAGGUUAUUUUAGGCGAAGUUGCCUCUGAUACCUCGAUGUGAAUUGACUGUAAGCACUUGCAACACUAUAUUCCUAGUUGGCGUGCUUCAUAGUAAAGAAUUUUAUUGAUCUGAUGAUGAAUUUUUUCACAUUCAAAUUAGUUUAACAUGGUUCUAGUAAACCUUGAAUUGAUUAUAAGUUUGUCACCAGAUUCAUUUUAGUUUAUGAGACUAUCAUUCACACCUACACUGAGGAAGUUAGCCUGGAAUGGAGUUUUCUUCUGAAACAGAAAACUGUUCUGAUUCAGAGAGCUGGGAUAACCUUAAUUGCUAUGGCCUGCGCCUUUUAUUGCUUGAAAUACAGACACAGCCAAAAUGCUGCCAUUCUGGAAUUCCAACCUGUCAAGCACAAUUCAACAGAGAACUAUAAAUGUGAAUUCGUACAAAGUCUGUGGAGGGUACAUCUCGGCCUAUACCAUCUAACCCUAUAGGCCCAAUUGAGAGAAGAACUGUAAGUCACAAGUGAAAGCCAUCAAUUCCUUGAGACUCUCAAGGGUAAUGAAUUCAUCCAGUAUCCAUUGAUAACUAGUAACCAUGACUAGGGCUUUGGCUAUUUUUUCAUUUACAAGUUUCGCUGUACGAAUUUACAUUGAUGUAUUAA
Molecule: messenger RNA, 1400 nt
Organism: Pistacia vera
Lineage: Eukaryota; Viridiplantae; Streptophyta; Magnoliopsida; Sapindales; Anacardiaceae
Exons: 3
Coding region: 29-436 (135 amino acids)
Biological process (GO): translation
Cellular component (GO): mitochondrial large ribosomal subunit; ribosome
Molecular function (GO): structural constituent of ribosome
Source: RefSeq, a predicted model, not a curated record